Messenger RNA from Achroia grisella, 1509 nucleotides. RefSeq names its product alpha-amylase 4N-like (gene Amy). NCBI's taxonomy places the organism in Eukaryota, Metazoa, Arthropoda, Insecta, Lepidoptera, Pyralidae. Bases 4 to 1509 code for a protein of 501 amino acids. Gene Ontology annotation, molecular function: alpha-amylase activity; cation binding. Gene Ontology annotation, biological process: carbohydrate metabolic process. The record is from RefSeq and is a predicted model, not a curated record. The transcript has 8 exons.
AGAAUGUUGCGGCUAGUAAUUCUUUUAACAUCGCUGAGUCUCGGCUUAGCUUACUUCAAUCCACAUUACGCAUCGGGCCGAACUACUAUGGUGCAUCUCUUUGAAUGGAAAUGGGAUGAUAUAGCCGCUGAAUGUGAAAGGUUCCUUGGUCCCAAUGGCUUUGGUGGUAUUCAGAUAUCACCCCCUAACGAGAACCUGGUUAUAUGGUCUCACAACCGACCGUGGUGGGAACGCUACCAGCCAAUAUCAUACCGGCUUAUAACUCGUUCUGGUAAUGAACAACAGUUCGCCAGCAUGGUUAGACGGUGCAAUAAUGCUGGAGUUAGGAUCUACGUAGAUGCUAUUAUUAAUCACAUGACUGGUACUUGGAAUGAAAACGUUGGCACUGGAGGUAGUAACGCGAACUUUGGCGAGUGGCACUAUCCAUCUGUACCAUAUGGUCGUAACGAUUUCAACUGGCCCCACUGUGUAAUUACUGGCUUUGACUAUGGCUGCUGCGCUGACAGGGUGCGCAAUUGUGAAUUGUCCGGCUUGAAGGAUUUAAAUCAAGGCUCAGAAUAUGUACGAUCAAUGAUCGUUGGUUUUAUGAACAAACUUAUUGACUUGGGUGUGGCUGGUUUUAGAAUUGAUGCUGCAAAACACAUGUGGCCUACAGAUCUUCGCGUCAUUUACGAUAGGCUACAUAACUUAAACACAGACCACGGCUUUCCUUCAGGCGCACGACCUUACAUCUAUCAGGAAGUAAUUGAUCUUGGCGAAGAAGCUGUCAGUCGUGAUGAAUAUACUCCUCUAGCUGCGGUUACUGAAUUCAAAUUCGGAUUGGAACUUAGCAGAGCCUUUCAAGGUGGCAAUCAGCUUAGAUGGCUGGUCAACUGGGGUCCUCAGUGGGGCCUCCUAGCGUCUGAUGUUUCUUUAACUUUCAUUGAUAACCAUGACAACCAGAGAGGGCAUGGUGCUGGUGGAAACAUUCUUACAUAUAAACAGGCUAAGCCGUAUAAGGGGGCUAUUGCUUUCAUGUUGGCACAUCCAUACGGCGAACCUCAGUUGAUGAGUAGCUUCAACUUUAUUGAUACUGAGGCCGGUCCGCCUAUGGAUAGCAGUGGUAAUAUCAUCUCUCCUUCUAUUAACUCUGAUAACACAUGUGGCAAUGGAUGGAUUUGCGAACACCGCUGGCGUCAGAUAUUCCAGAUGGUACAAUUCAGAAAUGUAGCUUUAGGAACUGGGAUUAAUGACUGGUGGGACAACGGUGGUAACCAGAUAGCUUUCUGUCGCGGCGGCCAAGGUUUCAUUGCCUUCAAUAAUGAAUAUUGGAGCCUUAACCAGAACUUACAGACUUGCUUGCCAGCUGGAACAUAUUGUGACAUUAUUUCUGGUAUCAGAAACGGUAACAAUUGUACUGGAAAGACUAUCCAAGUAGGUAACGACGGUCGCGCAAAUAUUGUAAUCGGUGCAGAGGAAUUCGAUAUGAUACUUGCUAUUCAUAGAGGACCACAGUCAAGAAUAGAUUAA